GACAAAGCGAAGGCAGUUUCUCUCUGGGUUCCAUUAAGUCCUGGAGGUCCCGGGCAUUUGAUGGUCACAGGGAGAGAACACGGGGCCAGGACCAUGGGGCUGCUCCCACCUCUGCUCCUGCUCGUCAUCCCAGGCUGUUUCUGCAUCAACGGCCCGUUGUCUGUGAGAGGGUCAAAAGGGGACUCGUUGACCAUUCAGUGUCACUACGACCCAGGAUGGGAAACCUACAAGAAGUGGUGGUGCCGUGGAGAGGCCUGGGGUUCCUGCGAAAUCCUCAUUGAAACCACUGGGUCAGAGCAAAAGGUGCAGAGAGGCCGAGUGUCCAUCCAGGACGACCACUGGAGGAACUUGAUCACCGUGACCAUUGAAGAGCUCUGGGACAGCGACAGAGACACCUACUGGUGUGGGAUCGGGAAAUCCGGAACCGACCUGGGGCACCAGGUGCACGUGUUUGUUGGCCCAGACACAUUCGUACUGUCAACAGCUACCUUGACUGUAUCUACGUCACCACAAACAGCUAAACCUGUGACGACACACCCGGCGGCACCUGAGACAUCACUCACACCGGCCAGUCUGGCGCCCUCGCCUCCAGUUGCCCUCAGCAACCACAGCAACUUGUCUCUAACCGGUUUCCCGACCAGGUCCCUGGCCUGCAACAUCCAUUUAGUGCUGCCGACCUUCGUGAAGGUGCUCCUGCUCAUGGGCCUGCUGUGCACUGUGAUGUGGCUGCAGGAGCCCAGGGGUCCCCAGGGGGGAAUAAAGCCCAUCGAAGCAGAAGAACCGCAGCUCCCCUGCCAGGGGAACCCUUACGUCAAACAAGCAGAGCCUGCUGACCUCUUCUCGGGGAAUGGGCAGUGGGUGCCGUUCCAAAAGAGACAAGGGUCCCUGCUGCAGUGAGGCCCCGCUCGUCCUGGCCUCGGGAACAGUCAGCACGACUGCGGACCCUGGCCCCCGCCGCGGGAGCAGAGGAUGGAGACGAGGUGGCGCUGCCCUUGCACACAGGGUCCGCGGAGGCACCUGCGGCCUUGCCCACGUGGGUCCUCCCGCGGCCCCUUUCCUGUGACCCUGCAGGGGCACUGCCAGAGGGGACGACCAUGGCACUGUCCAGGCGCCAUCCAGGACUGCAGCUGAUAAUGGAGUCAAGACUCCAGCCAACCAGCAAGCGCAGAACCUGAAUUAAACCAAAAGCUUCAGAGCGCGUCCACAAGGGCCAAGGCCCCCGCCUCCCGGGCGGGGUGCAGAGAUCCACGGCUUCCACCUUCUGUUGCAUCAGACCCUUCUGGAGAAGCACCUCAAUGUCAAUGAUUAAACGUAGGCUUGGGCUAUGACCCCACCCACAUCCGAUAUGUCUGUGCUGUAUGUUUCCUAUUAAACCUAUGGGUUUC
Messenger RNA from Pteronotus mesoamericanus, 1385 nucleotides. Its product is annotated as CMRF35-like molecule 5. The transcript is spliced from 4 exons. Gene Ontology annotation, cellular component: plasma membrane. Bases 61 to 897 code for a protein of 278 amino acids. Lineage: Eukaryota; Metazoa; Chordata; Mammalia; Chiroptera; Mormoopidae. The record is from RefSeq and is a predicted model, not a curated record. Gene Ontology annotation, molecular function: transmembrane signaling receptor activity.